AUGUUAUUUAUUGUAUUACUAUUAAUUAUCGGAGAUGUUCUUGCUAUUUCCAGUCUGAUUCAGCCAUUCACUACCUAUAAAUACUCAAUUGAACUACAACCGGAUAUAGCCGAUCUUUGGUGGACAGUGGAUAGUGAUGCUAACGAGAUCACUUUUGAACUGCACAUGAAAACUACAGGGUGGAUAGCGUUAGGCAUUAGUCCAGAUGGUGGCAUGAAAGGUGCUGAUAUUGGAGUUGGAUGGGUUGAUAAUAUCGGAAAAGUUCAUUUUCAGGUCCGAUCAAAAUGUUCUAUACCACUUGAAUAA
Molecule: messenger RNA, 306 nt
Organism: Rotaria socialis
Lineage: Eukaryota; Metazoa; Rotifera; Eurotatoria; Philodinida; Philodinidae
Source: the annotation of a GenBank genome assembly